UGCAAGUUGAGGUCAGAAAGACCUCUCUGACAAAGUGGCUUCUGAACAGAGACUAUACGUAGGGAGUGAGUCAUAGGGGAUUGUUCAGGGAGGCCAAGGCUGAGGGAUCAACAACAGCAAAAGCCCUCAGAAGAAGCCACACUUGCCAUGGUAAGGAUCAAGAGGAGGCCAGCAUGGCUGGAGCCUAGUGAGGAAGUGCUAGAAGACAAAAGCAGAGAUCAGGGCAGGCUGGUUAUAACGCCUUGUAGGGAAGGAUGAGGAGACAAGAUUUUCUGUAUGCCUCUCUAGAGUGCUGAGAAACGAUAAGUUUGAUAAAUAAACGCCAAGAAGAAGAGAGAAGAGAAAAGGCUACUAAUAAUUACAGCUUUACUUGGAGAUCACGUGAGAACAAAUUAUAAAGUCUAAUCUUAUGUUCAUGGAAAAAUCAGCAAUCGAUACCGGCCCAAACAUAUUCCCAGGACCUUCUUUAGAACUCCAGAAUUUCAACUGGCAGGUGAGCUCCAACCGGCAGGCGCAUCACACAGACAAGUUCUCCAGCCAGAAUCUCAUCUGCCGGAGAGGCCAACCCUUCUUUGUCUUAAUGACCUUCAACCGAAAGUUUGGCUCUGGAGAUGAUCUGAGUUUCACGGUCCUCACAGGGCCUGCCCCCUCUGAGUCAGCCAAGACGAAGGCGGUGUUUCCACUCUCCAGUGGGACCAAUAGUGGCGGCUGGAGUGCAAGGCUCGAGAACAACAAUAACAACAAUCUGGCCGUCGCUAUCUCCAGUCCUGCCAAUGCACCCAUAGGAUUGUACACGCUGAACCUUCAGAUUUCCUCCCAGGGCAGCGUCUCCUCUUUGAAACUUGGGACGUUCAUGCUGCUCUUUAACCCCUGGCAGCAAGCGGAUAGCGUCUUUAUGGGUAACCACGCUGAGAGAGAAGAGUAUGUUCAAGAAGAUGCUGGCAUCAUCUUUGUGGGAAGCACAAAUCGAAUAAGCAUGGUCGGCUGGAACUUCGGACAGUUUGAAGAUGACAUUCUGAGCAUUUCCCUCGCCAUCCUGGAUAGAAGUCUGAACUACCGCCGGGAUGCUGCUACUGAUGUGGCCCGCAGAGGUGACCCCAAAUAUGUCUGCCGGGUGCUGAGUGCCAUGAUCAACAGCAAUGAUGACAACGGUGUACUUGCUGGGAAUUGGAGUGGUGAUUACACAGGCGGCCGGGACCCAAGGAACUGGAACGGCAGUGUGGAGAUCCUCAAGGAGUGGAAGAGAACUGGCUUCAGGCCAGUCCGAUUUGGCCAGUGCUGGGUCUUUGCUGGGACCCUCAACACAGUGAUGCGGUCAUUGGGAAUUCCUGCCCGGGUUAUCACAAACUUCAACUCAGCUCAUGACACAGACCGUAAUCUCAGUGUGGACGUGUACUACGACUCCAUGGGAAACCCCCUGGACAAGGGCAGUGACAGCGUAUGGAAUUUCCACGUCUGGAAUGAAGCCUGGUUUGUGCGGACUGACCUGGGCCCUUCAUACAGUGGAUGGCAAGUGCUGGAUGCUACCCCCCAGGAGAGGAGCCAAGGGGUGUUCCAGUGCGGUCCUGCUUCCGUUAUUGCUGUCAAAGAAGGAGAUGUGAACCUGGACUUCGACAUGCCCUUUGUCUUCUCGGAGGUGAAUGCUGACCGCACCACCUGGAUCGAAGAUCCUUCCAACGGCACCCAGAGGAAGAACUCCGUGGACCCUCGCUCCGUUGGCAGGUACAUCAGCACCAAGGCAGUGGGCAGCAACUCUCGCGUGGACGUCACAGAGAAGUACAAGUACCCAGAAGACUCCAGCAUGGAAAGACAAGUGUUCCAGAAGGCUAUGGGGAAACUUAAGCCCAAUGCGUCAUUCGGCCCUACAUCUUCGAGGGGUAUGGAACGAGAGGAACGGGAGCCUAGCAUCUCUGGGAAGUUCAAGGUCAUGGGGGUCCUAGCAGUGGGCAAAGAAGUCGACCUGGCCCUGAUACUCAAAAACCUGACCACUGAUGUGAAGACGGUGACCGUGAACAUGACCGCCUGGACCAUUGUCUACAAUGGCACGCUUGUCCACGAGGUGUUCAAGGACUCCAUCACUGUGUCCCUGGACCCCGAAGAAGAAACACAGCAUCCUGUGAAGAUCCCCUACGCUCGGUAUGACAAAUACCUAAAGGCGGACAACAUGAUCCGGAUCACAGCCGUGUGCCAGGUCCCCGACGAGGACGAGGUGGUGGUGGGGCGCGACGUUAUCCUGGACAACCCCACCCUGACGCUGGAGGUGAUGGACCAGGCUCAUGUUAAGAAGCCUGCGAUUGUGCGGAUGCUCUUCUCCAACCCCUUGGACCAGCCAGUGAAUAACUGUGUGCUGAUGGUGGAGGGGAGCGGCCUGCUGCUGGGUAACCUCAAGAUCGACGUGCCGGCCCUGGGCCCCAAGGAGCGGUCCCGGGUCCGUUUUGAGAUCCUGCCCACCCGGAGUGGCACCAAGCAGCUGCUCGCUGACUUCUCCUGCAACAAGUUCCCUGCCAUCAAGGCCAUGCUGCCCAUCGACGUGGCUGAGUGAAAGGCCCUGGUGGCCCCCAUACAAACUUGGGUGCCAUGGAGCAGGAGGACUCACUGCAGUGUGAGACCCCUGCCUGUGCUGUCCAGCUUGGGACACCCAGAUGUGGACCUCCAGUCUCCGGCACACACCUCUUCCCCACUCACCCCCAGGAGAGGCUGGGUCUUCCCUGGCCCCUGACUCGAUCACAUUUGCACGUUGCCCAGCCGCU
This is a messenger RNA of Tupaia belangeri chinensis (Chinese tree shrew), 2750 nucleotides long. RefSeq names its product transglutaminase 3 (gene TGM3). The transcript has 14 exons. The record is from RefSeq and is a predicted model, not a curated record. Gene Ontology annotation, molecular function: protein-glutamine gamma-glutamyltransferase activity. Bases 410 to 2542 code for a protein of 710 amino acids. Gene Ontology annotation, biological process: peptide cross-linking. NCBI's taxonomy places the organism in Eukaryota, Metazoa, Chordata, Mammalia, Scandentia, Tupaiidae.